CGGUCGCUGUUUGUGGUCGAUUCUAGAGGGGCCUUUGGAAAACGAGCAGAAGGGAGGCUAAGACGCACCUCCGCCCCUUCGAACGAGCCGUGAGCCUCCCCGUGGGCGGGGAGUGCGACAGUCAGCCGAGGUCACCCCGAGGGCAGGGAAAAGGUGACGCCCGCGUGAGCUCUCGAGACCCGCCUCGGUCGCCGCCUCUCCGGGUCCCGCGAUGGCGGCGGCGUGCGUGGACCCGGCGCAGGUGUCUGUGUCCUUCGAUGAUGUGGCUGUGACCUUCACGCAGGAGGAGUGGGGGCAGCUGGACCUGGCCCAGAGGACCCUGUACCAGGAGGUGAUGCUGGAGACCUGCAGGCUCCUGGUGUCUCUGGGGUGUCCUGUUCCCAGACAUGAGCUGGUCCAUCAGCUGGAGCACGGGCAGGAGCUGCGGAUGAUGAUGAAAGACCUCUCCCAAAGCACCUGUCCAGAUGAGGAAGGAAAACCCAAGACCACAGAACCUACUACUUGUGAAACUGCCAUUUCUGAGGGAGCCUCACUUCAGGAAUUAACACAAGGAGCUGAACGCACAGAAUACUUCCAGGUGGAUCACGCCAAGGAUCAGAGUGGGCCAUUGGAAUUGCAGGAAGGACAGCUGAAAUCAGAUACAGACCUGCAGAAGGAGAAACUUCCUAGGAAAUCAAGCUCUGAACGUGGUGGCUUAGGGACAGCUGAUGAUGUGUGUUCAAGAAUUGUGCAGCAGGCAGUACCUCCAGGAGGUGCUCUCCUUGACCAUGACUCACAUGAAAUUGAUAAACAUCCCAUGAUUCAGGAAGAGGAAAAUAUCUUUAAAUGCAAUGAAUGUGGAAAAGUUUUUAACAAGAAACGCCUCCUUGCUCGACAUGAGAGGAUUCACUCUGGAGUGAAGCCAUAUGAAUGCACAGAGUGUGGGAAAACCUUUAGUAAGAGCACUUACCUCCUUCAACACCACAUGGUCCACACAGGGGAGAAGCCAUAUAAGUGCAUGGAGUGUGGCAAAGCCUUCAACCGCAAGUCACACCUUACCCAACACCAGCGGAUUCACAGUGGAGAGAAGCCCUAUAAGUGCACUGAAUGUGGAAAGGCCUUCACCCACCGCUCCACUUUUGUCUUGCAUAACAGAAGCCACACCGGAGAAAAACCCUUUGUCUGCAAAGAAUGUGGAAAAGCCUUCUGAGAUAGGCCAGGUUUCAUUCGACACUACAUCAUCCACAGUGGUGAGAAUCCUUAUGAGUGUUUCGAGUGUGGCAAGGUCUUCAAACACAGGUCAUACCUCAUGUGGCACCAGCAGACUCACACGGGGGAGAAGCCCUAUGAGUGCAGCGAGUGUGGGAAGGCGUUCUGUGAGAGUGCAGCCCUCAUUCACCACUACGUCAUCCACACUGGGGAGAAGCCCUUUGAAUGCCUCGAGUGUGGGAAGGCCUUCAACCACAGGUCAUACCUCAAGAGGCACCAGCGGAUCCACACUGGCGAGAAGCCUUAUGUUUGUGGUGAGUGUGGAAAGGCCUUCACCCACUGCUCCACUUUUAUCUUACAUAAGAGGGCCCACACUGGAGAGAAACCUUUUGAGUGUAAAGAAUGUGGGAAAGCCUUCAGCAAUCGGGCAGACCUCAUUCGACACUUCAGCAUCCACACUGGAGAGAAGCCCUAUGAGUGCGGUGAGUGUGGCAAGGCCUUUAACCGCAGGUCAGGCCUCACGCGGCACCAGCGGAUUCACAGUGGAGAGAAGCCCUAUGAGUGCAUGGAGUGCGGGAAAACCUUCUGCUGGAGCACCAACCUCAUUCGACACUCCAUCAUCCACACUGGAGAGAAGCCGUAUGAAUGCAGUGAAUGUGGAAAGGCCUUCAGCCGCAGCUCAUCCCUCAGUCAGCAUCAAAGGGUUCAUACUGGGAGAAACCCUGUCAGUGUAACAGAAGUGGGAAGACCCUUCGCAAGUGGACAAUCCUCAGUCAACCUCCAAGAACUCCUGUUGGGGAAAGACUUUUUGAAUGUAAACACUGUGGAAAAUGUUUUGCCAGAAGAAACAUCUUACUCAGAAUCUAAUCAUUCAUACCAAAGAGAAGGCCCACAAUUUUCUUCCCUUUGUGCCCACAGUGAAGAGGUGGGUCCGACUCCGCGUUCCAGGCUUCGCGGGAGAAGACAGGCUUGGACAGUCCCACACAUCCGGUUGUCUGUAGCUCAAAAUUACACUCUUGAGGCACCGCGGUGCUUGUCGGAGCGCGCGCUGGGCCAAUCUUGGCUGAAGACAGGACCGUUUCCGGCGGACGACGCCGGUGUGGGCGGGACUUCCGGUCCCCCGAUAACCGUCAUCUGCCUGUGGCCAGUCGCUCUCCCCCUGCUGUGGGAUCUGGAGCGAUGGGUUCAGUGGGUUUCCUGGGCCGGAACCGGGAAGGCCCGUCCCGUGACCGCCCGCCGGGGCCCCAACCUCGGUCCCCGCAACCCUGAAGCGAUGCCUUGGGCCUCGUGUGCGUCUUACACGGGGAAACUGAGCUUGGAGUGCGACCGUCAGCCACGGUCACCCGCUCUUGCUGGUCGCCUGAGGCGGUGGGACCUACCUCGGUCACUGCCUCUCCGGAUCUCGCUUUGUCCACAGAGUCCCGUCAUGGCCGCUGCGUGCGUAGACCCCGCUCAGGUGUCUGUGACCUUCGAUGAUGUGGCCGUGACCUUCACCCAGGAGGAGUGGGGGCAGCUGGACCCAGCCCAGAGGACCCUGUACCAGGAGGUGAUGCUGGAGACCUGCAGGCUUUUGGUGUCUCUGGGCUGUCCUUUACCUAAACUGGAACUUAUCUGCCCAUUGGAACACAGCCUGGACUUACAGACAUUGAAGAGAGGACUCUCCCCAAGCUCCUGCCGAGGUGACAUCACAAAACCCAAGACCACAGACUCCCGCCCUUGCAACCGGGCCUUGUCUGAGAACAUCUCACCCCAAAAGCAACUGACUCAGCGAGAUUCAGGGGGUGCCCAUGUGGGGCAAAGCAAAGACCGAGAUGGACCAUCAGAAGUUCAGGAAGGCCACCUGAGACCAGGGACAGAUCCCCUGAGGGAGAAGCUUCCUGGGAAACUGAGCCCUGAACAUGACAGUUUAGGAAGAGGUGGUGGUGUGCAAUUCUGGACCAUUCAGGAGCCUGUGUCUCCAGGAGAUGCUUUGUCUGAACAAGACUCACACAGAUCAAUGAAAGAUCCCUUAAUUCAUGAAGGAAAACAGCCCUACACAUGUGAGGAAUGCGGGAAAAUGUUUAACAAGAAAUGCUUCCUGGUCCUACAUACACAAGUUCACACUGGAGUGAAGCCCUAUGGAUGCACAGAGUGUGGGAAAACCUUUAGCAAGAGCACCCACCUCCUGCAGCACCACUUGAUUCACACAGGGGAGAGGCCCUUUGAGUGCCUGGAGUGCGGGAAGGCCUUCAACCGCCGGUCACACCUCACCAGACACCGGCGGAUCCACACUGGAGAGAGGCCCUAUGUGUGCAGUGAGUGUGGAAAGGCCUUCACCCACCGCUCCAAUUUGGUCCUGCAUAAUAGGGGCCACACAGGGGAAAAACCGUUUGUGUGCAAAGAAUGUGGGAAAGCCUUCCGUGAUAAGACUGGUUUUCUUCGACACUACAUCAUCCACACGGGAGAAAAGCCGUUCGUGUGUGUGGAGUGUGGGAAGGCCUUCAAUCGCAGGUCACACCUCACAUGGCACCAGCAGACUCACAGUGGGCUGAGACCCUUCGAAUGCAAGGAGUGUGGAAAAGCCUUUUGCGACAGCACAGACCUCAUUCAGCACUACGUCAUCCACACUGGAGAGAAGCCAUACAAGUGCCUCGAGUGUGGCAAGGCCUUCUACCGCAGGUCACACCUCAAGCAGCACCAGCGGAGUCACACUGGGGAGAAACCAUAUGUGUGUGGUGAGUGUGGAAAGGCCUUCACCCACUGCUCCACUUUUAUCUUACAUAAGAGGGCCCACACUGGAGAGAAACCCUAUGAGUGCAAAGAGUGUGGGAAAGCCUUCAGCAAUCGGUCAGACCUCAUUCGACACUUCAGCAUCCACACUGAAGAGAAACCCUAUGAGUGCGGUGAGUGUGGGAAGGCCUUUAACCGCAGGUCAUACCUCACGAGACACCAGCGGAUUCACAGUGGAGAGAAACCUUUUGAGUGCAUGGAAUGCGGGAAAACCUUUUGCCAGAGGGCAAACCUCAUUCGACACUCCAUCGUCCACACCGGGGAGAAGCCUUUUGUGUGCACUGAAUGUGGUAAGGCCUUCACCUACUGCUAUACUUUUAUCUUACAUAAGAGGGCCCACAUUGGAGAGAAACCUUUUGAGUGUAAAGAAUGUGAGAAAGCCUUCAGCACUAGGAAAGAUCUCAUUAGACACAUCAGCAUCCACGCCGGAGAGAAGCCCUAUGAGUGCGGUGAGUGUGGGAAGGCCUUUAACCGCAGGUCAGGCCUCACGCGGCACCAGCGGAUUCACAGUGGAGAGAAGCCCUAUGAGUGCAUGGAGUGCGGGAAAACCUUCUGCUGGAGCACGAGUCUCAUUCGACACGCCAUCAUCCACACUGGAGAGAAGCCGUAUGAAUGCAGUGAGUGUGGAAAGGCCUUCAGCCGCAGCUCAUCCCUCACUCAGCAUCAAAGGGUUCAUCUUGGGAGAAGCCCUGUCAGAUAGAAUAGAAAUGGGAAGAGUGUUCACAAGUGGACAGUC
This is a messenger RNA of Pteronotus mesoamericanus, 4693 nucleotides long. RefSeq lists its product as uncharacterized. The record is from RefSeq and is a predicted model, not a curated record. Gene Ontology annotation, biological process: regulation of transcription by RNA polymerase II. The transcript has 8 exons. Gene Ontology annotation, molecular function: DNA-binding transcription factor activity; RNA polymerase II cis-regulatory region sequence-specific DNA binding. NCBI's taxonomy places the organism in Eukaryota, Metazoa, Chordata, Mammalia, Chiroptera, Mormoopidae.